CGUUCGCCCACCGCUCUCAAACAUUCAACAUUAUUCCCAACGAUCGUUUGACCAAACGCCGAGAGCGUCCAUCGCAUCGUAAAACGAUUUACUGGUUUGAAAUUACGCAAAAUCCAAUGGUAUUUUUAUUAUCUACAUAGUUUAAACAAGUGAUUGAACCGGUUUUGUCCGAAAUGGCCAAGAGAAAGCCAUCGAUUGUGAUAGAGGAAGUGCUACCGGACGAUGACCGGCUUGGCGAGCGCGGAAAGCUAUGGAAAUGUUUGAUGGAAACGAUUAGAGUUGGAUCGGCUGUGAUCGAGCAGCAGUUGAGGCUCUGGUACCUCGUCAUAGUGCACGGUAUGCAGGCCUUUCGGCGGUGGCUGGUGCUGCGGGGACGUAAACGUAAGCUGGAUCCGCCACCGUCGAUUGUGGAUGCCCCGGACGAAUUGGCCACCGGUGAACCGCCUCCGAAAUAUGCCAAAACGAAGGAUCGCAACGAAAUGGAAUUGGAAAAUGUUUGUAAUAUGCUAGACUAUGAAGUUAGCGAUAAAAGCGAUGCAAGCGACGUCGAAACGGAUGCAUUAUGCGAGGAAGAAGAUUUUCCACUGGAAAAUCGCGAAGAAUUGGACAAACAGUUGGAGCAAGUUGUGGCAGUUAGGAAGCGUAAUUGGGCUCAAAACGGAUUGCUAAAACUGAUGGAGUCAAUCGAAGCUCCGGAUCACAACAUGCUGAGCCAUGAAAAGGUCGAAAAGUGGUUGUUCGGUCAAAGGGGUCCGCUCAACAUGACACAAGCCAACGAAACGGUCAUGACCGAACGGAACGCGGAUGGGGAUCGCAUGAAGUACCAUCGGAAGCAACAGGUGACCGUUUCUAGGAGUAUAGACGACGCAGAUUCGUUGUACUCCGUUGACACCGCAAAGUACAUUUUGCAGAACAAAAGAGAUAGGAACACAACCAGCAAAAUUAAGGUCACGACUAUGAUCAAGCAGUACACUAUUUCAACAAAUAGCUCAAAUGCGCUGGCGAUUCGACCUAACUUACAUUCCAUCAGCAACUUUCCCAUCAUUAAUGAAGAGCCUAGCACUAGCCUUUUGCAUAAAACAUCUAAAUCGGAUUCCGCUUUCGAAACGGGCGAGGAUCAGACGCAGAAUCGUUCGAAUGAACGAAGCACAGUUUCACAACCGUCAAAAUCCACCAAACCUCCGGUCGUCGAGAAACCCGAAAAAGGCAAACGCAAAAAAGUGUUCAAAAAGACGGUUAAGAAGUCCGUCAUAAAAAGCCCAUCCAGCAAGGGAAGCGCCGUCACUUCGCAGAAGUACGAAGAAGCACUGAAAUCUUGUGUCAACGUUAAAAAAGUCCCGAAUCCGAAGUCGCGUCGUAUUCACUGGCAGGAAACCUCGCAUAUUUUAGAUAGCAGUAGCGACGAAUCGGACGGAGUUUUCACCAGAAAUACCAGAUCCAAAACGAAACCAUCUUCGAAGCGGGAUCUUCGAUCAUCGACGAAAAGUAGCAGCAGAUCUAGUGCAACACCGGAACGGUCACCCCGAAAAAAGGCAACCUCUCCGCGGAAACGUGUCAAUUCACCGAGGAAGAACGUCGACCGAGAUUUGCUCCUGCCAUUUGAAGCCAUCUGCCUGAGCCCUAGCAAACGAAACGCAAAACCCCCGUCUCAGGUUACCACCCAGCAAAUGAACAAGACCGUCGACCAAACGACAAAUCUGACGGCCCUUUUCAGCGGAGCCAAUGAAAAGAUUACCAAUUCGACCGAGAUUAACAACACGACGGCAUUCAGUAAUCGGUCCGUCAAGAGUAACAGUUCCUGGAAUCGUAACGCGACCGAAUAUCCGGACGAAGCGCGCAGCAUAGUGGUGUAUGAACCGAAAACGAUCCAACCGAACCUGGGUCCCAAGGACGUAGUGCGCAUCAACUACGCUGACCUGAAGCUGGAACAAGUGACCAAGCCACGGCAUUUGGAUAAGUUUAAAACCUUCACUUGCCUCAUCCACCCCAACUCGACGGUGCGGUUCUUCCCAUCGGACUCGGAGGAGGAUUUGCCAGCACCUUCUAAGGCCAACACGCUCCCAUUGGACGACGACGACGAUGAGAGCUACGAUGAAGACGAUCCCAUUCUGACCUUCAAUUUGCGUGACUCCGGUCGCCUCAAAGUCCUGGAGUAUCCUUAUAAUGUAACGCAUUUUUAGGGGUAAGAUGUUUUAAGUGUUCUAUAUGAUUAAGUAAAACCGUGCCAGUCGAUGGUUGAAAUAUUUAACGGGAAUGAUAUAGAGUGAUUAUGUAAGAAGCAAAAAAUGUUAUUUCCAUAUAGCGUUUUUAACGAGCAUA
This is a messenger RNA of Aedes aegypti (yellow fever mosquito), 2319 nucleotides long. RefSeq lists its product as uncharacterized. The transcript is spliced from 5 exons. NCBI's taxonomy places the organism in Eukaryota, Metazoa, Arthropoda, Insecta, Diptera, Culicidae. Bases 174 to 2180 code for a protein of 668 amino acids. The record is from RefSeq and is a predicted model, not a curated record.